AUGGAUAAAGAAAAACAAUCAAUAGACAUAAAUCAAAAUGAUAUAACUUCAUCCUCAUCAAAUGAAGAUCCAAUGACUUUAACCCAAUCACAUUUUGAAAUUCAUCUACAACAACAAAAUAAAGAAAGAAGAAGAAGUUCUAUAAAUUCAAUACAUAAAAAUACAGUUGAAUUUUUUAGAAAAAGUUUGACUGGUGAUAAUGUUUCAUAUAAUGAAAAGAAUGACGUUGAGUAUUCUGUACAUCAUAUAUAUGGAGAUUUAAAUAGUGAAGAAAUCAAAUUACAGAGAUCAGCAACUAGAAGAUCAAUAAUCAACGAAAUAGAGAAUAAAAUAGAGGAUAAUGAUGAUCAAAUAGAUGCCAUAGAUGAAUUAGCCAUACCAGAAACUUCAAUAAUACUAGUACAACAACAUGGUAAAGAUUUUGAUGAGAUAGAUCCUGAAUUAGUUACCUUUACAGAAAAUGAUCCAGAUAAUCCUAGAAAUUGGUCAACUGCAACAAAAAUUUAUCUUAUUGGAUUUGUUUCAUUAUAUGCAUUAGUUGCUCCCAUGUCUUCAUCAAUGGUUUCACCAGCAGUUCCAGAAAUUGCAAAAGAAUUUAAUAUAACGAGUCCAGUCAUCAAAGCAAUGGUAGUUUCAAUUCAAAUUUUAUCAUGGGCUAUAGGUCCAUUGAUAAUUGCUCCUUUAUCUGAGCAUGAUAUUAUUGGUAGAAAAUUAGUAUUAGAUGUAACUUGUUGGAUAUCACUAAUUUUUAAUAUUGGUUGUUCAGUUUCUCAAAAUACUGCUCAAUUAAUGAUUUGUCGUUUUUUCUGUGGUUUAUUUGGUGCUAAUGCAAUGUCAAUAUGUGCUGGUAACAUAGCUGAUUUAGUUGAUCCAAAUUAUAGAAAUAUGGCAUUAGCUGGUUAUUCAUUAGCUCCAUUAUUAGGACCAGUUAUUGCUCCUUUGAUUUCUGGUUUCAUAGUUGAUCAUAAGCCAUGGAGAUGGAGUUUUUAUAUAUUAUGUGCAUUUAAUGGAUUUGUUGCAUUAACUGCUACUUUUUUGUUUAAAGAAACUUAUGCACCAACGAUUUUAUUAAGAAGAGCUAAAAAAUUGAGAAAGACGACCGGAAAUGAUAAUUUACAUACAAUUUAUGAAAUUACUGAUAAUGAAACUUUUAUAAGUAAAGUUUGGAUUUGUAUGUGUAGACCUAUUAAAAUAUUAUUUUUCCAUCCAAUGAUUGUUGCAUUAGGUUCAUUUAUGGCUUUUACUUAUAGUUUCAUGUAUUUAAUGAUUACUACAUUUCCUGAAGUAUUUGGAAAUCAAUAUGGUUUUAAAACAAAAGGUAAAAUUGGGUUAAUGUAUAUUCCAUUAGGUAUUGGGUUUUUGUUAGGAGUUUUUAUUUGGACUUUUUCAAUUGAUAAAGUAUAUUCUUAUUUAACUAAAAAAAAUAAAAAUGUUGCAAAACCUGAAUUUAGAUUACCUUGUUUACUUGCAUCUGCAAUAUUUAUACCAUUAGGAUUGAUUAUUUUUGGUUGGAGUGUUCAAUAUAAAUUGCAUUGGGUCUUACCAAGUCUUGGAUCAAUCUUAUUUGGAUUUGGAUUAGUUGCUGUCUUUCAAACAAUUCAAAAUUAUUUCAUUGAUAUGAAUACAAGGUUAGCUGCAAGUUCAGUUGCUGCUGGUGCAAUGUUUAGAUCAGUUUUUGGUUUCUUCUUGCCUUUGAUUGCAAGUAAAUUAUAUGGUAGAUUUGGUUAUGGAUGGGGUAAUACAUUAUGUGCAUUUAUUGCAAUUGUUUUAGGUAUUCCAUUUCCAACAUUUUGUUUCUUUUAUGGUGAAAGAAUUAGAAAUUGGGCUAAUAAAAGAUUUGAAAUGGAACAAUUAAAAAGAGACCAAAAGAAUUUGGAGAAAAUGAAGAGGAAAAAUAAUGAUUUAGCAUAG
This is a messenger RNA of Insectozyma verbasci, 1911 nucleotides long. The record is from the annotation of a GenBank genome assembly. Lineage: Eukaryota; Fungi; Ascomycota; Pichiomycetes; Serinales; Debaryomycetaceae.